AUGAGGGGGACGGGGAAACACCACCGCCGGUGUGGCUCCGACACGCCUCCCGCCGGGAGAUCUGCCAGCGGCGGCUCCUCGCCGGGAACGGAAUAUUCCGUGGAUCCGUCGGCGGAGUUCGUCGAGGUCACCCUCGACCUCCAGGACGACGACACCAUCAUCCUCCGCAGCGUGGAGCCGGCGGCCGCCGUCGCCAUCAACAUCGGCGGGGAGGCCGCCGCGGGAAUCGUCGGCGUGGAGGCCACUCCGGCGUCGGCCUCGACCUCCAGAUCUACUACCAUGAGGCGAAGCUUGUCCAACAACAAGCUCAUCCAGUUCUCGCAGGAGCUCAAGGCGGAGGCCUUUGCCCGCGCGAGGCAGUUCUCGCAGGAGAUGAGGAGGUUAUCGUGGAGCCACGGCCGCGCGUCGCGGAUACUCUCCGGCGGCGCUGGGGGAGGCGGAGGCGGAGGCGGAAUUGAAUCGGCGCUGGCGGCAAGGGCGAUGCGCCGCCAGCGCGCGCAGCUGGAUCGCACCCGCUCCGGCGCCCAGAAGGCGCUCCGGGGGCUGAAGUUCAUCAGCGACGGCAAAAAAAGCCACGUCGACGGCUGGAGCGAAGUGGAGAGAAACUUCGCGAAACUCGCCAAAGAUGGCUACCUCUAUCGAUCUGAUUUUGGGCAAUGCAUAGGAAUGAGAGAUUCGAAGGAAUUUGCGCUGGAAUUGUUCGAUGCGUUGAGCAGAAGGAGACGGCUGACAGUCGACAGAAUCAGCAAGGAAGAGCUUUACGAAUUCUGGUCGCAGAUUACAGAUCAAAGUUUUGAUUCCAGGCUUCAGAUUUUCUUCGACAUGGUGGACAAGAAUGAAGAUGGCCGAAUCACGGAGGAGGAAGUCAAAGAGAUCAUUAUGGUGAGUGCCUCUGCGAAUAAGUUGUCAAGGCUAAAAGAGCAAGCGGAAGAGUAUGCUGCUCUGAUUAUGGAAGAGUUAGACCCUGAAAGGCUUGGAUACAUUGAGCUAUGGCAGCUGGAAACACUAUUGCUACAAAAGGACACAUACUUAAAUUACAGCCAAGCCCUCAGCUACACGAGCCAAGCCCUGAGCCAGAACCUUCACGGGCUCAGGCACCGGGGCCGCUUGAGGAGAAUAAGCACCAAACUGCUUUACUUCUUGCAAGAAAAUUGGAGGAGGAUUUGGGUCCUGACACUGUGGAUUUUGAUCAUGAUUGGGCUGUUCACGUGGAAAUUCUAUCAGUACAAACAGAAAAACGCGUACAAAGUCAUGGGCUAUUGUCUUCUCACGGCCAAGGGUGCGGCGGAGACUUUGAAAUUCAACAUGGCGCUCGUGUUAUUGCCUGUGUGCAGGAACACCAUAACCUGGCUGAGGUCCUCCAAGCUCGGCUACUUUGUACCGUUCGACGACAACAUCAACUUUCACAAGACAAUAGCUGCAGCCAUAGUUGUGGGCGUCAUACUCCACGUAGGCAACCACCUUGCAUGUGACUUUCCAAGACUCAUAAACGAGCCCGAUUCCAUGUACAACCGUUAUUUUAUUGACGACUUUGGUAAGAAUAAGCCCAAAUACAUGGACCUUGUCAAAGGGAUCGAGGGUGUGACCGGGAUUCUAAUGGUGAUCCUCAUGAUAAUUGCUUUUACAUUGGCAACACGGUGGUUCAGAAGGAGUCUUAUUAGGUUGCCUAAGCCAUUUGACCGCCUCACUGGCUACAAUGCCUUUUGGUAUUCUCACCACCUGUUUGUCUUUGUCUAUGUGCUGCUCGUCAUCCAUGGGACUUUCCUGUAUCUCGUUCACCACUGGUACAAAAAGACGACGUGGAUGUACCUUGCGGUUCCUGUGAUUCUGUAUGCAGGGGAAAGGAUACUAAGAUUCUUUCGCUCAGGCUUCUAUAGUGUUCGGCUUUUAAAGGUUGCUAUUUAUCCAGGAAAUGUAUUGACAUUGCAAAUGUCGAAGCCUCCACAAUUCAGAUAUAAGAGUGGGCAAUACAUGUUUGUCCAAUGUCCGGCCGUUUCUCCAUUUGAAUGGCAUCCAUUUUCAAUUACCUCGGCACCUGAUGAUGAUUACCUCAGCAUUCACAUAAGGCAGUUAGGUGACUGGACACACGAACUAAAGAGGGUAUUUUCCUUGGCAUGUGAGCCUCCUCUUGCUGGGAAGAGUGGAUUACUCAGAGCCGAUGAAACUACCAAAAAGAGUUUGCCCAAGCUAUUGAUAGACGGACCUUAUGGAGCCCCUGCACAGGACUACAGGAAGUAUGAUGUCCUCUUGCUCGUCGGUCUUGGAAUUGGAGCCACACCUUUCAUUAGCAUCCUAAAAGAUUUACUUAACAAUAUUGUCAAAAUGGAGGAGCAGACUGAUUCAACCUCAGAUAUUAGUAGAAAUUCGGACCAGAGUGUGAGCUCGUUCGACUCAACUAACACAAAGAGGAGGAAAACUCUAAGGACAACCAAUGCUUACUUCUAUUGGGUCACUAGAGAACAAGGGUCAUUUGAUUGGUUCAAAGGCGUCAUGAAUGAAGUCGCCGAACUUGAUCAAAGGGGUGUCAUUGAGAUGCAUAAUUAUUUAACUAGUGUGUAUGAGGAAGGUGAUGCUCGUUCGGCUCUCAUCACCAUGGUUCAGGCGCUUAACCAUGCUAAAAACGGGGUUGACAUUGUAUCUGGCACGAGGGUUAGGACGCAUUUUGCGAGGCCUAACUGGAAAAAAGUCCUAUCUAAGAUCGGCACCAAGCAUGCCAAUGCAAGAAUAGGCGUAUUCUACUGCGGGGCACCGGUAUUGGCAAAAGAACUCAACCAGCUGUGUUACGAGUACAAUCAGAAGGGCUCGACCAAAUUCGAAUUCCAUAAAGAACAUUUCUAA
This is a messenger RNA of Striga hermonthica, 2838 nucleotides long. NCBI's taxonomy places the organism in Eukaryota, Viridiplantae, Streptophyta, Magnoliopsida, Lamiales, Orobanchaceae. The record is from the annotation of a GenBank genome assembly.